This is a messenger RNA of Harmonia axyridis, 1059 nucleotides long. Its product is annotated as jerky protein homolog-like. Gene Ontology annotation, cellular component: nucleus. NCBI's taxonomy places the organism in Eukaryota, Metazoa, Arthropoda, Insecta, Coleoptera, Coccinellidae. The transcript has 2 exons. The coding region runs from base 136 to 1059 and encodes 307 amino acids. Gene Ontology annotation, molecular function: DNA binding. The record is from RefSeq and is a predicted model, not a curated record.
AACAAGUAGAAACUCGUACCGGCCAAACUUAUUUUACUACUGUGAGUUUUAUUCCUUAAUUGGUAAAACAACUGAUCAAAUUUGCUGUGGUUUUGAACAUUGUGUCGUGACACUGUGGUCUACAGUACUUAUAAGAUGCCUAGACAAAGCGUAUUAUCUCCAUCUUCGAAGAAGAAACAAAAGACGUGGGACCCUGAACAAAUGAAAAAAGCAAUCGAUGCAGUGAGGCACAAGGUCAUGGGAUAUAAAAAAGCUGAAAAAUUGUUUUCGGUGCCUAGAUCUACACUGAAACGGUUAGUGAAGGAUCCACAAAAGUCUUUAGAUUUACUUGUACAUAAACCUCUUGGUCGAAAACCUAUACUACCACUUAGCUUGGAAGAAAAGUUAGUGGAUUAUAUUUUGUUUAUGGAGGCUAGGUACUAUGGACUCACUAGGAUGGAUGUUAGAAAAAUGGCUUAUCAGCUGGCGGUGAAAAAUAAUAUUCAGAAUACAUUCAAGAAUGAUGUAGCAGGGCGAGCUUGGUUGGAUCACUUUUUAAGGCGACACAAAGAUAAAUUAUCGUUGCGCAGACCAAUGGGGACAUCAUAUGCUCGUGCUAAUGGCUUUAACCGUGAAGCAGUCAAGGAGUUUUUCAAUAUUUUGGAAGCCGAAAUGAGUAAAACGAAUUAUCCUCCCGACAGAAUUUUCAAUGUCGAUGAAACUGGGUUAACUAUCGUGCAAUCAAAAGUACCACAAGUGUUAGGGAAAAAGGGGAAAAGGCAGAUAGGAGCCUUAACUGCUGCUGAACGAGGUUCUUUGUGUACUAUUGUCUGCUGCAUGAGUGCAUCAGGUAUGUUUGUGCCCCCUAUGACGAUUUUUCCAAGGAAAAACUUCACGGAUAUCUUGAUGAAAGGUGCACCUCCUGGAGCGAUUGGCAAAGUUCAUCCAUCUGGUUGGAUUCAGUCCAAUUUGUUCACUGAAUGGUUCAGACACUUCAUUGAUAAAACUAACCCUAGUGCCGAGUCUCCCAUAUUACUUAUAUUUGACGGCCAUACAGUCACACGCGCAACAUUGAAAUAA